AGGCCUACAACGCAACAGCUGUUCGGCUUACCAUUGCGUUGACAGCUCUGUUUUGAUUGAAAAAUCUAAAAAACUAUUUUUUAGAGUUGAAAAUGUUAUCACUGAGUUUAAAACGCUCAGUAAGCGUUGGCGCGCAACUCUUAAAAUUGCAGUCGUCUAUUGCUGUAACAACAGCAGCAGCAGGUGGCACCAGUAGCUUGGGCUGGAAUCAAUAUCGCGGCGCAGCAAAAUGGUAUCCAGAUCCCGAAUUCAUGAAGCAAUUUAGCGGCGCAGUUAUGUAUCCCGAUGAAGUGACCACCCUUUGGAAAGUCCCUCCAUGGAACAGCAAAGUGGUGCCGGUUGAGAAAUCGGUUCGCAACUUGACGUUAAAUUUUGGACCACAACAUCCGGCUGCUCACGGUGUCUUGAGACUGGUGUUGGAACUCGAUGGCGAGACAGUGAUGCGCGCAGACCCACACAUUGGCCUGCUACAUCGUGGCACCGAGAAGCUAAUCGAGUACAAGACCUACACCCAGGCUUUGCCAUAUUUUGAUCGCUUGGAUUAUGUUUCGAUGAUGUGCAACGAACAGUGCUACUCGCUGGCCGUGGAGAAACUUCUAAAUAUUGAUGUGCCACUGCGCGCCAAGUAUAUAAGAACUCUAUUCGCCGAGAUAACUCGAAUUCUGAAUCAUAUAAUGGCUGUUGGUACUCAUGCAUUAGAUGUGGGUGCGUUGACUCCAUUUUUUUGGCUAUUCGAGGAGCGUGAGAAAAUGAUGGAAUUUUAUGAGCGCGUUUCAGGAGCCCGCAUGCAUGCCGCUUACAUACGACCCGGCGGUGUUUCAUUAGAUAUGCCAUUGGGUCUGCUGGAUGAUAUAUAUGAGUUUGCAUCGAAGUUUGGCGAGCGUUUAGACGAGGUUGAGGAUGUUCUGAGUACAAAUCGUAUCUGGGUACAACGUACUGAAGAUAUUGGCAUUGUCUCGGCCGAGGAAGCGCUGAACUACGGAUUUAGCGGUGUAAUGCUACGAGGCUCUGGCAUCAAAUGGGAUUUGCGUAAGCAACAGCCCUACGAUGCUUAUCAUCUUGUUGACUUCGAUGUCCCAAUUGGCACGAAAGGUGAUUGCUAUGAUCGCUAUUUGUGUCGUAUUGAAGAAAUGCGUCAAUCUUUGCGCAUCAUCGAUCAAUGUCUCAAUCAAAUGCCGCCGGGCGAGGUGAAAACGGAUGAUGCAAAGGUGACACCGCCAUCACGCACCGAAAUGAAAACGUCCAUGGAGGCGCUAAUUCAUCAUUUUAAACUAUUCACCCAAGGCUAUCAGGUGCCACCAGGCGCUACCUACACUGCAAUCGAAGCACCAAAAGGUGAAUUUGGUGUCUACUUGAUAGCAGAUGGCUCCAGUCGUCCAUACCGCUGCAAGAUUAAGGCACCAGGAUUCGCACAUUUGGCAGCGCUAGAGAAAAUUGGAAAGCAACAUAUGUUAGCCGAUGUAGUUGCUAUUAUUGGCACUUUAGACGUUGUCUUUGGUGAAAUCGAUCGAUAAAAACUGUUUCUAUUAUAUACAAGUUAAUAGUUUGAAAUAAAAGUAUAUACUGUGAAG
Drosophila hydei is the source of this 1571-nucleotide messenger RNA. It is a transcript of the gene ND-49, whose product is annotated as NADH-ubiquinone oxidoreductase 49 kDa subunit. The record is from RefSeq and is a predicted model, not a curated record. Gene Ontology annotation, biological process: mitochondrial electron transport, NADH to ubiquinone. Gene Ontology annotation, molecular function: NADH dehydrogenase (ubiquinone) activity; NAD binding; quinone binding. The transcript has 6 exons. NCBI's taxonomy places the organism in Eukaryota, Metazoa, Arthropoda, Insecta, Diptera, Drosophilidae. Bases 93 to 1514 code for a protein of 473 amino acids.